Xyrichtys novacula (pearly razorfish) is the source of this 3727-nucleotide messenger RNA. Lineage: Eukaryota; Metazoa; Chordata; Actinopteri; Labriformes; Labridae. The record is from the annotation of a GenBank genome assembly.
AUGGAUGAUGGGAUGAAGACUCAGCUGGUGAGCGCCAUCCAACUGCAGGAGGUGGAACUGCAGGAGAAACCUGCAGACAAACUCCACGGCGAUGACAACCAGGGUGAGUUUGAAAUCAAUGAGGGGUCAGUUUGACCUCUUAUUCCACCCACAGAUCAGUCUGGUCAGUCUAUACUUGGAAAUAGUAUUUUUUAUGGGGGUGUUUUCAGGUGUCUAGUGAAGACUCUGACUUUUGCAUUUCAGAUGAGACAUACACUGUUGAGGAUGCCGUGGAAACUAUUGGUUUUGGUCGUUUUCACAUCCUGCUGUUCGUCAUCAUGGGCAGCACCAGUGUAAGAAACAAACCUCCUGAUUGAAGAGGAACAGCAGAACAAACUAAUUCAGAUGUUUAAACGUGUGUUAUCGCUUAUGAACAGAUAGUGGAGGCCAUGGAGAUCAUGCUGCUGGCGGUGAUCUCGCCUGAGAUUCGCUGUGAGUGGCGUCUGGAGGACUGGCAGGUCGCUCUUGUCUCCACGGUGAGUCAAAAGACCUGCUCCCUGUUUUUACCAGGUGUGAAAGAGUAUCACCGUUUCUGAUCAGGUGGUGUGUUUGUGUGUGUCAGAUGGUGUUUCUAGGCUUCAUGCUGUGUGGGGUUUUAGGAGGCUACAUCGCUGAUCAAUACGGACGCUGGAAGGUCAGAAACACUCUCAAAACACACAGUUUUAUAUAUGACAAUGAAAACCCCAAAGAGUUGAGAUGACGCAAGGAGCUACAUGGUCAGCCCAGCAGUGUAGUUUUAUAUAUCAGUAUUUAUUUAUUUAUUUUGUGAUGUUUUGUAUUUUUGUGUAUAAUUGUGUAUUCUGUAUGUUCCUCAGGUUGUGUUUGGGGGCUUUGCUUGGAGCUCCUAUUUCUCUCUGCUCACCUCGUUCGCUCCUUCGUACGGGUGGUUCAUCUUCCUGCGCAGCAUGGUGGGCUGUGGAGUCGCACUAGUGUCACAGGGGUCAGAAUACACACACACAGACAAACAACAACAGCUAAUCACAUACAUCCAUAACCGCACACAGACACAAAUUAUAUGUGUUGUUGUUGUUGUUUCAGGUUCGUGUUAAAGACUGAAUUCAUCCCAGCAAAGUAUCGAGCCUAUUUGCUGCCCCUCGCUUCAGUGAGUCAUUUAAUUUAUUCUGAUUUAUGUUCAUAUUACCAUCGACAGACUCAGCUCUGAGUGUGUGUUCAUGUUUGUGUUAUAUGUCAGUGUAAUAAGGACAAUAGAGGAAUAAAACAAAAUGACAAGCUCUGAUCACACACUGACCCUCAAUCACCUUAAAGAAGAUAUAAUAUAAUAUAAAAUAAUAUAAUAAAAAAUUAUAUAUGAUUUAAUAUAAUAUAAUAAAAAAAUAAAAUAAUAUAAUAUAAUAUAAUAAAAUAUGGUAUAAUAUGAUUUAAUAUAAUAUAAUAAAAAAUAAAAUAAUAUAAUAUAAUAUGGUAUAAAAUGAUAUAUGAUUUAAUAUAAUAUAAAAUGAUAUAAUACAAUAUAAUAUAAUAUAAUAAAAAAUGAUAUAAUACGAUUUAAUAUAAUAUAAUAAAAAAUAAAAUAAAAUAAUAUAAUAUAAUAUGGUAUAAAAUGAUAUAAUAUAAUACAAUAUAAUGCAGAAAUCAGUAGGUGUUUUGCCCUGUCUGUCGUCCUACCGUCUCUGAUCUGUUGAUCUCCCAGCAUGCUCUAUGUUUUUAAUAUCACAGAUCUUCUGGAUGACAGGCUCCAUGCUGAUUAUCGUUCUUGGGAUGUUGGUGGUCCCGCUUGUGGGCUGGAGGUGGAUGAUCCGCAUCUCCGUCGCCCCGAGCAUCAUCCUCAUCUUCCUCUUCAAGGUGCACACCUGUCUGCCACACCUGUCUGCCUCACCCGUCCGUCUCACCACAUGUAUGUCUGUGUCUCACCUGUGUGUGUCCCACCUGUCUGUCUCACCUGUGUGUGUCUCACCUGUCUGUCCUCUGUUGUCUACCUGCCAGUUCAUUCCCGAGUCGGCCCGGUACAACGUGUCAGCGGGGAACAUUCAGGCGGCAGUCAACACUCUGAAGAAGAUCGCUGACAUGAACAGGUCGUCCCUACCUCCAGGACGUCUGGAAGAGCCACCUGUGGUACGUUCACACCUGAGUUUAUACCUGAGAAACACAGACUGAGUCUUUCUUGAAGUCUGAUCAACAGUGAGUCAUCUUCCUCUGUUGUUUCAGAAAGAGAGAGGCAGCUGGAAGAUUCUGCUCAGCUCAGCGUACAGGAGGACAUCCAUCCUGCUCUGGUUUUCAUGGUAACAUGUCCAGAAAGUUCAUUACAGACAAAGUUUUACACAAAAACUGAGUCGGUCUUGAUGUUUAAUUGCAAAAACAAUGGGCGGGUUUCUACUCUGUGCUCUGAUUGGUCAGGUUCGUGGCGUCGUUUGGUUACUACGGUUCGGUGCUGGGCAGCUCAGAGUUGCUGGAGAAGAACUUGUUGUGCGUGACGGACGCUGACAAGGAACAUCAAGUCAGACACCGCGAAGACGACAAACUGUGUUACUGCAUCCCCUUCGGACCGGACGACUACCGGACGCUGCUCAUCAGCUGUUUGGGGGAGGUGGCAUGUAAGUGUGAUCCACACAUGCAAACCUGAGAUGUCCUCUAGAUGCCACCAUACAGGAAAGCAUCAGGACAAAUGCUACACAACAAGAACAAACUUUUUUAUUUCCUCAGUUAUCAAAGAUCUCAUCCUGUCCCCUCUGUCCUUCUUUGUCUCGUCUGUCCUCUCAGUGAUCCCUUUGAACAUCUGUCUGCUGAAUGUUGUUGGACGUAAGAUGAGUCUCAUGGUGCUGCAAACCCUGGCGGCCAUGUUUUUCAUGUUGCUCAACAUUUGCACCACCAUGUAAGAAAUAUAUGCACACUUUCUCUGUGUGUACUGACUUAGAAGGUUUAUGAGGACCCACAGAUAGAUUGUUGGGGUUUGUGGGGACUUUGAGCAUGCCUUUGUGGGUCGUACGGGCUUCUUUGCGGAUUUUCUGUAACCUGAAAGUAGACAGAGGGUUCAUAGGGUCCUCUCAAUAGAUUUUUAGGUUGAUAAAAUCAGGAAUAGGGCUUUGCUGGUUUAUUCAUACUAUCAGUAUGUCUAUGGUGCUUUAUGAGAACCUUGUCUUCAUGUUUCUGCAGGUUUGGUUUCACAGUCUUGCUGUUCCUGCUCCGGUCUCUAGUCUCUAUGAACUUUAAUGUGGUCUAUAUUUACACCGCAGAGGUAUGUGCAAGCUUUGAUUGUUUGAGGAUUAACUUAGUCAUGUGUGUAUAGAUGUGGUGUCAGGUAACAGGUGUGUGUCUCUCAGGUGUAUCCGACUGCAGCCAGGUCUCUGGGGAUGGGUUUCUGUACGUCGUUUAGUCGAAUCGGAGGAAUGAUCGCUCCGUUCAUUGCUCAGGUGGGUUUAAAGGUCCAGGGGGGUGGUCUUCUCAGGUGACUCCUCACAUGCUCCAGCUGUUUCACUCUGUGUGUUCUUCAGGUGCUGAUGUCUUAUUCUGUGAUUUUGGCGCUCAGUCCAUUCGCUGUGGUGAGUAUACUCUGCGCUUUGGGGAGCUUCCUGUUACCAAUUGAGACCAAAGGACGAGCACUGCUGGUGAGGAACUUUUUAAAUCUCUUUGUGAACUUUAUUUCACUUUGACAAAACCUUAUUUCAAAUUAAUUUCACUUUAAAAUAACUUUAUUUUCAUUUCUCUGUUUCUGUUUCAGCAAAACUCCUGA